This is a messenger RNA of Caenorhabditis bovis, 498 nucleotides long. The record is from the annotation of a GenBank genome assembly. Lineage: Eukaryota; Metazoa; Nematoda; Chromadorea; Rhabditida; Rhabditidae.
AUGAAAUUGUUGGCCGGAUCGGCUGGCAAAACGCCGGCCACGGUCACGCCCACGAAACUCGCGAUUUCCACACCGACGGCGAACACCGUCACCGUUUAUGGGAACGUUGGGUCGAAAGAGAGUGUUGCGAAAUGUUGGGCGAAGAAAAUUGAAGAUGCUGAGGUUUGGAAGAAGCUCGCACUCGAGCCGAUGAAGCCGUCAUCGUUGAAGGCGAUUUCGAGGUAUCGAUUGACAAAGAAGAUUCGCGAUCAGAUGUUGCCCAAUGAGAAAUUGCCGGAAUUGACAUUGGAGAAGAUGAAAGAGAUCGUAGUGGCCAAGUUUAGGAAAUUCUUUAUUGAUGUGAAAAAAUAUUUUUUGGCCUUUCCGAUUCCGAUUUGGAUUUAUGACAAUCGAAUUUAUAGAAACGAGGAGUUGCACACAUUCGUUUACAAUGAGGUCAUCAAUCGAGACCCGUCGCAACGAAUAAUUGUGUUUUCUCAACAGCAACCAUAUGAAUAG